AUGGCGACGAAUUUGGAGGAGUGUAUAUUGAAACUGAAUGACCUUGAAGUUCUUCACGAGGAUGUAGUAAAAGAAGUGUGUCGACAGUUUACGCUUUGUUAUACUCGUGAGCAAAAUGUUGUUCCCAUUACUGGCCCCGUCACGAUUGUCGGGUGUUUAAAUGGACAACUCCACGACCUUCAAAAUAUAUUUAACAUAGCUGGGAAGGUACCUUAUUCGAAUUAUCUGUUUCUUGGUGAUUAUGUUAAUUUUGGGCAAUAUGGGUUAGAGCUCUACGUGAUGCUGAUGUGUUACAAAGUUCUUCAUCCGAAUCGUUUGACUCUUCUUCGAGGGAUGAAUGAGAUCCAAAUGUUUAGUGAAGUUGGCGGCUUUCAUUCUGAGUGUUAUAGGAAGUAUGGGAAUGACCACGUCUACAAGAUGAUAGUCGACACUUUUAACUACUUACCAUUAGCCGCAGAUGUCCAAGGACAAUACUUCUGUACACACGGCGGGGUAUUACCCAAUCUGACUGUAUCUAAUAUUCAAGUCUUCCCAAGAGUUAAAAACAUGAAACAAACGGACAUGUUGACUUACUUUUUAAUCACUCAGUCGAGAGAAGAGAAGUACUUGAAGUACUUCAAAUGGUUCGAACGCACCGACAAAACCACUUUCUCCGAAGCUGACGUCGAAACGUUCUUAAAAAACAAUACAAACGCUCAAGGAAAACAAUAUCAGAAAGUUAUCAAUACAAACUCACUACAACCACUCGGACAAAUAGUCUCAGAUAACCAAAAGAUGAUGACAAUAUGGAGCGCGGCUAAUUUCGUCGGAGAGUUUAAUAACUUGGGUUGCUUCCUCGAGGUCGACGUCGAUGGGUCUAUUAAGGAACACCAAUUUUGCGCUCCACCCGUGUCUGCUAUGCCACCUGACUGGAAGCCACUUAGAGACGAACUUCCAAGAGCCGUACCAGAUUUCUUCUCGUAA
Entamoeba invadens IP1 is the source of this 963-nucleotide messenger RNA. RefSeq names its product serine/threonine protein phosphatase PP2A catalytic subunit, putative. Gene Ontology annotation, biological process: peptidyl-serine dephosphorylation. Gene Ontology annotation, molecular function: protein serine/threonine phosphatase activity. The transcript has 2 exons. Bases 1 to 963 code for a protein of 320 amino acids. Gene Ontology annotation, cellular component: FAR/SIP/STRIPAK complex. The record is from RefSeq and is a predicted model, not a curated record. NCBI's taxonomy places the organism in Eukaryota, Evosea, Mastigamoebida, Endamoebidae.